UAACUUGGAGUAGUGGUGGCUCAUAUCAGUUUUGUUUCAAUUAAUUUUAGGAGAAGUAGAAUGAAAUAUUCUUCACUUGAGCCUCCUGCGAUCACCACCGCGAAUCCCGAAUCUCCCGCCGACAUCAGACCCCCGCGCUCCGCCGUUCUUUUGUAGCUCGACAUCUCAUUCCUCCGUCUCUGCUACCGCCGUCGAUAAAGGUGCGCAUAAAUCAAUCUUCUAAGACACAUCCAAAAUUCAAAUUUUCAAUCUUACACAUCACAAAAUGUUAUCUUUUCGUAGAAAUUGCUUGAAAUAUUGUACCCACUUCAAUAGAAGAAACACCUCAAAUCAAAAUCCAUGCUUCCACAAAUUUCCUACACUAUUUCAUCUCAAUGACCCAAUUCAGAUAAAUUCACUUAUUAGCUUUAAUUCUUAUCAUUAUUAUUCAACCAAAACCCCUUCAAGAUCUUACAGAAGACGAGCUCGAAACCGGUUUUUAAAAGCCAACAAACCUGUUUUAGACCAAGAAAAGUUUCAAUUUGCACAAUCCCAACUCCUCCCACGGUUUACACCGGAGGAAUUACGCAAUGUUAUUGCGAAUCAACGCGACCCGUUAGUUUGUUUAGAGCUUUUUCAUUGGGCGUCUCACCAGCCGAGGUUUCGCCAUAAUGAGUCGAGUUUUCAUGUUACCAUUAAGAAGCUUGGUGAUGCUAAAAUGUAUCAAGAAAUGGAUGAUGUUGUGAAUCAGUUGCUUGCUGUUCGUUCGAUUGGUAAUGAGGCGUUGUUUAAUAUGAUUAUAUAUUAUUUUACUGAGGCGCGGAAGUUGACUAGAGCCGUUAUUGUGUUUAAGCAUAUGAAGUGUAGUAGAAAUCCGAAUUUUGGGUUUAGGCCUUCGAUUAGAACGUAUAAUAUUCUUUUUGGUGCGUUUUUGAGUAGAGGAUAUAAUACCCAUAUAAACCUAGUGUAUAUGGAGACUAUGAGAUGUUUGUUCAGGCAAAUGGUAAACGAACAUAUAGAACCUGAUAUUUUUUCGUUGAAUUCGAUGAUAAAAGGUUACGUGCUUUCUCUUCAUGUUAACGAUGCGUUGAGGAUAUUUCAUCAGAUGGGUGUGGUUUAUGAUUGUAAACCCAAUUCUUUAACUUAUGAUUACUUGAUUCAUGGGUUGUGUGCCAAAGGAAGAACAGAGAAUGCCAAAGAAUUGUAUCAUGAAAUGAAGGCCAAAGGUUUUGUUCCGAGUAGUAAAUCUUAUAAUUCGCUUGUCAAUUCUUUGGCACUUGUUGGAGAUGUUGAGGAGGCUGUAAAUUAUCUAUGGGAGAUGACUGAAAAGCAAAAAUCAGUUGAUUUUAUUACAUACAGGACUGUACUUGAUGAGAUAUGUAGACGCGGAAGAGUUCAGGAGGCAAUGAGGUUUCUGCAAGAGUUGCAAGAAAAGGACCUUGUUGAUGGGCAUACUUACAGGAAGCUUCUUUAUGUGCUUGAAGAUGAUUAUGGAGAUUCAGAAACCAGAAUUGAUUCAGGUUCAGCUUUAAUCUCACCUUGAAAUUCGUGGAUCUGUUUGGCACGAAGUCCUCAGCACUCAUAAGAUGCAGAAUUGUAACAUUUGUGUUUGGAAAAUUUCAAUUCUGCAUUGCGACCGGACACCAACUAUGAAGCUCCAAAUAGUAGCUUCUAAAGAUCACGGUGGUUUUUGCAUUAGCUCUCAAGAAUAACAACUCGACUUCUAAACCAAACAUUGCAGUAGUUGACUUAAAGGAUGAACCUUGGAUCUAGUAUGUUUCCAUUAUCUCAAUUUCGAAGAUACUUUCUGCUUCUAACCUGAGCAUGUGUGCGUGUAUGAGCUCAUUGUAAUGAACCCGGAUUAUCACGUUCAUUAUGGCUUGAAAGUAGAUCCUCCCAAAUUGCGGAAGAAGUCACACUGUUUCUUGAUCAAUAUAUACAAUUGACUUUGCAAUAUGCUUUUGGUUGCAACAUAAUUCUGGAAUAAUGGUGAUACUUGGUUGAAUAAGAUAUAUCUGCCGUGUCAGAUUAGAUUGAUUAUCAACCUUGAUAGAAAUUAGAAAUUCUUUCCAUAAUGCUUGAAAGUUGCCUUCCUGGCCAAUAUGGAAAAGUGUCCUUGUAAUGAUUUUUAGAUGAAAGCUGGAGGGUGGUUCUUAAUUUGUGUUCUGUGCCACAUUAGGAAAAAGUCUAACCUUUCCCUUCUUCUAAUGAAGGAUGAUGUCUACAAUGUAUUGCUAGUGAAAAUUCAUUUACUGAGGGUGGUGCCUCUAGACUGGCUAAACUUUUUGGUACUCUUAAAGAUGAAAUAAAUAAAGUCUCUGGGAAAUUAUUUGGUCCCCCAUCAUUUUUGAUGA
Molecule: messenger RNA, 2333 nt
Organism: Medicago truncatula (barrel medic)
Lineage: Eukaryota; Viridiplantae; Streptophyta; Magnoliopsida; Fabales; Fabaceae
Product: pentatricopeptide repeat-containing protein At2g27800, mitochondrial
Exons: 2
Coding region: 266-1522 (418 amino acids)
Molecular function (GO): protein binding
Source: RefSeq, a predicted model, not a curated record